Liolophura sinensis is the source of this 6007-nucleotide messenger RNA. Its product is annotated as very low-density lipoprotein receptor-like. Gene Ontology annotation, cellular component: plasma membrane; apical plasma membrane; signaling receptor complex. The coding region runs from base 79 to 2826 and encodes 915 amino acids. Gene Ontology annotation, molecular function: calcium ion binding; hormone binding; protein binding. The record is from RefSeq and is a predicted model, not a curated record. Gene Ontology annotation, biological process: receptor-mediated endocytosis. The transcript is spliced from 20 exons. NCBI's taxonomy places the organism in Eukaryota, Metazoa, Mollusca, Polyplacophora, Chitonida, Chitonidae.
GUAAGAUCAUCAGAUCCAGUGUAUUAUUUGUAGUGGCCAUUUCAGAACCAUACUAAGGAAUAUCGUCGGACAAGGAGUAUGGGGAAUUACCAGCGGAUCGGACUGCUGUCAAUAUGGGUUAUUUUACUUGUGUGUGUUAUUCACUAUGUGAAUGGUGAUUGCCCAGCAUCUCAAUUCAGGUGUAAAAAUGGGAAUUGUAUACAAAUGACAUGGAGAUGCGACGAGGACGAUGACUGCGGAGAUGGUUCCGACGAGGCAGAGUGCACUGCAAAAACCUGCUCAAACUCCCAGUUCCGAUGUGCUAAUGGACGCUGCAUACCUUCAAGAUGGCACUGUGAUCGUGACAAAGAUUGCCAAGACGGAUCGGAUGAAAACCCACAAGAUUGCCAGCUAAAGGAAUGUCAGUCUAAUGAGUUUACGUGUGCUGAUAAAGCCUGCAUUCCGCAGCAGUGGGUGUGUGAUGAGCAAGAGGAUUGUAAAGAUGGCAGUGAUGAAAGGGCCAAUUGUGAGCGGCAUUGUCCAGAAAAUGAGUUCAGCUGCAAGAAUCGGAACUGCAUUUCGAAAAACUGGACUUGUGACCAGGAAGAUGACUGUGGUGAUAGGUCAGAUGAAGAAAACUGCCCCAAUGUGAACUGUUCAGCUGGAGAGUUUAUGUGUAAGGAUCAGAAGCGCUGCAUCCCUGACCGCUGGAAGUGUGAUGGUGACCAUGACUGCAGUGACAAGAGUGACGAGAUGAACUGCACCAUCACAAGGAAGUCCUUGUGUUCUAACCAGGAGUUCUCGUGUAAGGACGCCUCUGGAGAGUGCAUUCACAUCGCCUGGCAUUGUGACGGGGACGUGGACUGCUCGGACGGAUCUGAUGAACCAGAUGGAUGUGAAGUAACUUGUCGGCCGGACGAUUUCUUCUGCAAAGAAAGCAAGUACUGCAUCAAAGGCAUUUACGAGUGUAAUGGCAAAGAGGAAUGUUUGGAUGGCUCAGAUGAGGAUCAUUGUAACACAACAAAAAAAUGUGCUAGUAAUGAGUUUGAUUGUAAUGGCGAGGGAAUAUUCUGUAUUCCAAAAAGUCGUGUUUGUGAUGGUGUCAACGAUUGUGGGAAUUAUGAGGAUGAAAUGCUGUUUGACCCCAAAGGAUGUAAAGAAGCUGAUCCGUGUAAAACUGCAAACUGCGCCCACACAUGUAUAAAUCUGCUGAAGACUGUCAAAUGUGAAUGUAAUCAUGGGUUUGAGCUGGGAAAAGAUGGCCGCUCCUGUGAAGAUAUCAAUGAGUGUGAGAUCCAUGGUGUCUGCUCUCAGAUUUGUACCAAUAAGAAGGGACACUAUACAUGCUCUUGUCAGGAAGGUUAUGCCCUGGAGAAUGGCAGCUUUUGUAAAGCCAUAGAGAGGCCAUCAUUAAUAUUCACAAACAGAAAAGAUGUUCGUAAAAUUCAGCUUGAUCGGCAUACCUACCUGACUCUAGUGGACAACACAUCGAGUGCCAUAGCUCUGGAUUACCACUAUGAUGCUCAUCAUGUCUAUUGGUCAGACGUGUCCUUGGAGAAAAUUCAGAGAGCGUCAAUCAAUGGGAGUGAUGUGGUGACGGUGGUUCAUGACAACAUCAGCACCCCAGAUGGUUUGGCCGUGGAUUGGAUUCACGAUCUGCUCUACUGGACAGACACUGGAAAGGACACCAUUGAAGUGAUGGAUCUGAAGACUAACAAACGGCGAGUGCUGUUUGACCAAGGCCUGGAUGAACCCAGGGCUAUUGCUGUAGAUCCUAUCAGGGGAUGGAUGUACUGGACAGACUGGGGACAGUUUCCUAAGAUUGAGAAGAGUGGAAUGAAUGGUCAGCAGAGAACGUCCAUGAUUUACUCUAAAGCAGACCUCCAGUGGCCUAAUGGCUUGGCUUUAGAUCAUGUUGGCCAGAGACUGUACUGGAAUGAUGCUAAACUGCACCUUAUAGCCAGCAUCAAGCUGGAUGGGACAGACAUGAGGAUUGUCAGGACUGACCCCUCACUCAUUCGCCAUCCAUUUGCUCUGACUGUCUUUGAGGAUAGUGUCUACUGGACAGACUGGGCAUCAGAGUCUAUCCAAGCAGUUAACAAAUUCACCGGGAAGAACAAGAUCAUUGCUCUGGAGUUACAUUCCCCCAUGGAUAUUCACAUCUACCACCGCUCCGUUCAGCCUAAGGGUAAAAAUCACUGUGGUCCCAAUAAUGGAGGCUGUGAACACCUGUGCCUGCCUGCCCCGCAAAUGUCGGCAAUGUCAGCAAACUACACCUGCGUAUGUCAAGAUGGAUAUGAAAAUGACGAGAACGACAGCCAUAAAUGCAUUCCUUCAGUUGAUAUUCCCCUCCAUAACUCAACAAUUGAUGGCUCUUCCGACAAUAUUACCACCUCUAACAACAGUUCAGUAGACAAUGUGUACCCUAUCCGUGUACCAAAGCCAGCAACAAAGAGUCCACAGACUACUGUGCCAGUGAAGAGUCCUACCAAGAAGCCCUUCCAGCCUGUGACGACCCAAGACAAGGGGUACACCAUUCAGCCUGCAGACAAUGAUACAGACACACAUGAGAACAAGGCCAUCAACAAGAGCUCGGAAGCUAAGGAAGGCAUCAACAUAGCAGUCAUCGUCAUCAUUGUUGGCAUUGUUUUGCUGCUCUGUAUACUCGGGAUUGGCUUUAUUGUGUACCGACGCUUUGUGAGUCAGAACAAGAAGACAAUGAAUUUUGAUAAUCCUGUGUACAGAAAAACAACUGAAGAACAGUUUGCAAUUGAAAAGCCUGUAUCGACAACUAACCAUUUACCAUCGACUCUCCAACCUUUAACAGCUGAAAACGAGUAUGCGUGACAGAAGUAACAAGUUGGAGUGAUAGUGUGAUGGGAUUUCAGCAUAAUGGUUGGCUGUGGGUAAGGAUGGGUGUGUAUAGCUGAGGAUGGGUGUGUAUAGCUCGGGAGUGCUGACUAACGUAUACCAGGACUCACUCUCAGUGCUAAGGAUUUCUGCAACAGAAAAGAAUGUUCUGUCAGAUUUAUAUGUCCUGGGUUGCUGAGAGACAAGGAAUGACACAAAGCAACAGUGGUUGUCAACUGGAAGCAUUUGUAAGCUACAUUUAUGCAAUGGUAAGAGUGACAUGUAGGAACAAGGUUACUCGCUGGUUGAAAGAUUACAGCUAGUGUCACACUGAACUUCCUGACGAACUGCGAUGUUGUGCGAUGACUGGUAGGAGGCAUAUGUAUGACCGAGUGAGGGAUGCAAAAGACUGUGGUUCUUCCAUUAAGAAAUCGCAGCUGGAGUGCUGAAAAAAAAGCUGCCUAGAUUGACUCCUAGGCCAGUGGAAGGAAGUGGUGUUGUGGUCUACUUUACAAAUAUUGCUAUGGUUCUUAUGGAAUAAGAGAAAGGUUACCCCCCAUACUGCCUCCAGGAGAAUGGGGUUUACCACAGGCCUUAAUGAUCACUUUGCAACUUAAACACAAAGUGCAAAAUCGAUGGACCAAGUGGCCUGUGUAAGUUACAAGGGUGCCAAGUGGAGAACGAGAACGGAGCUUAGCAGUAACUGGGCAGUGGAGUUUCUGCCUGAUUAGUUGCUGCUGACUUGCACAGCUGGACAACUAUGCUGGAUAGUUACAGUGAUCAGGGAGGCAACAACAGUAGUUUGCAUAUGUGUGUGAUCAAACAGGUGAUAAGUUCAACAAAGUUUGUAACUCAACACCUGAGUUGAACACAGCAGUUGAUUUGUCAGCAGCAAAGUUAAGGUCAGCUGGGCAAGUGCUGAGAUGGGCAGUGUGGUCAGUUAGGCAUCUGCUGAUUUGGGCACAGUUGUCAGUUAGGCAGCUGAUGAGCUGGUCACCCUGUUUGAUGAGGCAGCUACUGAGUACGGCAUACUGGUCAAUUAGGUAGCUGCUGAGUUGGGCAUGGUGGUCAAUUGGCUGCUGCCUGAUCAACAGUGUACCUAGCUCUGCAGCUGCCAAGUUGGGCACACUGUUUGAACAAUCAACUGUGUACAGUGGUCAGUGUGGCAACUCGUCAGUUAUGGAAAUUGUGUUGUAAGGCAGCUGCUGAUCUAGGCACAUCGCUGGCCUGUCCAUUUGAUUAGGUAUGUCUGAGACAUGGAUUGUAUGUACUGACAAACUAAGACGAAGAAUGAAAUCAAUGUAGUGUUUACACAUGUAUACAUGUGGGGAUAAGAGAGCAUUCCAAUACUUUGAGUUAGAUAAUAAAUAGUUGCAGCGCCAUUGAAGGAAGAAACUGAGACCCUUCCUGCAGCCAUGAAGAAAUGUGGCACAAGAUCAGUUGGUGAGUAAAGUUUCCAUGCCAUCGUGAUAUUUAGGUGUGUAUGGGUUGUAUAUUGUAUAUUUCUCCACGACUGUCUAUAUGUAGAUUUCUGCCUUGUACAUGUCUGUAUAUUUAUAUCUGUUUAUGGUUGUAUUUUUGAAGGCCUGAAAAUUUUUGCCUGUUUCAAACAUUUCUCUUCCCAGUUUGAUAUAGUCUCAUUUUGUUUUUCUGGAUCAUGAGCCUGGAAACAUUCAAUGCUUGAAAAGAGAUUAUGUUAUUUAUUGGUGUGCACGUGUCUGAGUGAGUGAGUGUGAUGGUGGGUGGGUGGCUGACUGUCUGAAAUGUCAGCUCUAUCUGGAUAUACGAGUGCUCAUUCUAUAUGGAGUAAUAUAUGAAGCAUAUUAUGUGCGUGUAAAACAUGAAUUACAUAUUACUGUAAGUCCCCACCAUUUGUUAUGAAAUUAGUUUUUGUUGUUUGAUAUUUUUUGUUUGUUUUGCACUUACACUGUCACGUGUAUGUAUUUGUGUGUAUAUAUUGGUCAUAUUAGUGUUUUCAGAUCCAAUGUUCUAUAGGUGAUACAUGUAGGAAUAUAUAGAUAUGUAUAUCAUCCCCCUCCCCAUCAAAGUGCUGCAGUGCAAUGUUUAGUUUCUCCCCCUCCCCCUCCCCCCCCCUUUCAUUUACCCAAAGUUUCUUGAUAUAUGAUUCAAAUUUUGCUUGUCCAUGUGAUUCGUUUGGAAGGGAUGGCUGUCCUUGGCAUUACAUAGCUGGACAAGACAUCGGUCUACUAUUCUUCCAAACUGAAGCACACUUAUAUACCGCUUAAAGGUGUGAUAUAUGUACAUCACUAAGUCAGUGUUGAACUUUUGUCAUCCAGUGUCUACCAAACCAAGUUCUUACAUACAUAUAGCUAAAAACCUGGGAUGUCAGGUAAGCAUUAAAAUCUGCUAAAAAUUUGACAGAACAUCUAAGCAAUGAGUGUCUAUGUCAGUCCGUGAGCCAUUUGAGGAAAACACUAUCAGAAAACACGCUACGUAGUACUAUUAUAGGGGAGAGAUGCGGUGGGGUUCAUACUUCACACAAAACUUUUAUAUCUAGUCCAGAGUAAGUUGUGACUUAACAGGAUUGAUUUAGUGUUAAAGCAAUUUGCAACCCACCUAGAUAACGACUCUGUAUUGGUUACCAUGACAGCAAUUUUACAGCGAGUACAACACCUGUAUGCCGUUGAGUUUACCUGCUGUAAUGCUGUUUGAAAGCACCCAUACAUGCUCUGAAGUUGGCUUGCUGGACCCCUACCAUCACUGCCAGUGUCAGUGGGGUUUAUUUAUCAGGCCCCAGUGAGUCCAUUUUAUAAUACCUCAUUCAGGCUGAAUUAACAUUUAGAGGGGCUAUCCAGAGUGUGAAGUUCAAAGUUCAGCCAGUGGCACAGCCAAGAAAUGCGAAAAUCGCUUCUUACAUCAUGAGAAAUGAAAGGCAUUUUGUGAAUGUUCAGACCAAAUUGAGGUAACGUAAAUUGUUGGAGAAGCUAGCCAUUUGCAACAAUAAGGUUGUGCAUGCUGCUUCUCGGAGAAGUUUCAAAUUGAACAUGUUGAACCUUGACAACAUGGACCCCAGACAUGCUCUUUAUCAAAUGUUGAAUGGGAGUAUCAUGUUAUCUUGUAGUCAGCUAAUUUAUUCUAGACAGAAUCAAGUUAUUUUAUAGUCACAAAUGACAUUAACAAGGCUUAAUGACGAAAGCAUUAAAAAGUACUAAGUUGA